Messenger RNA from Gossypium arboreum, 369 nucleotides. RefSeq lists its product as uncharacterized. The coding region runs from base 1 to 369 and encodes 122 amino acids. NCBI's taxonomy places the organism in Eukaryota, Viridiplantae, Streptophyta, Magnoliopsida, Malvales, Malvaceae. The transcript is spliced from 2 exons. The record is from RefSeq and is a predicted model, not a curated record.
AUGUCCCAAGCUCACGUCUCUUACAGCUGUGGAUCUUGUGGUUACCCUUUGAACUUGACCUCUUCCAAUCGAAUCGCCACCAGCAUAGGCUCUGAAUAUCGCAAAUCCGUAGAGAAAGGUCUUAUCUCCUUUCUAUCUGUUGAUCUUAGUCGAUUCACACAAGUCGACGAGGUACAUUGCUUUCCUGUCAGUUGGGGCCGUCAUCGAUCAAAAACUAAACUACUUUGCCGUAAAUGUGGGGUUCAUGUAGGGUAUGGGUAUGGAGAUGCGCCUGCCCUUUGUGGUUUUGACUCUCCCGACUCAUCUAGUGCUGCUUUUAGGAAGUUUACAAUAAAGAUCCGAGCUCUACAGCCUUCAGACGAGUGCUAA